Chaetomium globosum CBS 148.51 is the source of this 1299-nucleotide messenger RNA. RefSeq lists its product as uncharacterized. The transcript has 4 exons. The coding region runs from base 1 to 1299 and encodes 432 amino acids. NCBI's taxonomy places the organism in Eukaryota, Fungi, Ascomycota, Sordariomycetes, Sordariales, Chaetomiaceae. The record is from RefSeq and is a predicted model, not a curated record.
AUGUAUCACGAAAGGGGGCGCGUUGCUACAGAUAGCCCGGAAAUGGCAAUCGCCAGGGAUCAACGAUUAGCAAUCCAGCGACGCCACCGCGUGAAACGGCGCCAUGGCGAGCAGCCUUCGCCAACCCCGCCGCUAAGCGGGUUGCUUCGAGGAGAGCAGGUACGGAAUGCUGGUGAUGAGGCACCUACGAUCAACCGAGAUAACAGGCUCCCCGUGCAAGUUUUUGAGGAAGAGCAAUUCGAAGGUGACGCGGAUGACUUACGACACGCAUUGCAACAGCUGCCCCACCGUGGGUCACUUCCCCAACGCCGUCCUGCCUCUCCUGGCCUCUCUCGUGGUCGUCCGCGUGGCCGUCCCCGACUUGCACGCAACCCAGUUGGUCGCCCUCGCAAGCAACGACUUGCCGAAGAGAAUACCCCGCGAGAAUUCGACGAGCCCGCUCCGCAGUUCAUGGGAAACGAUCAAGAGGCGCCACUGUCACCCGAAGAUAUUGCAAUAAAGAGGGAGUUUGAUGAAGCACUUGCCGCAGUGGAGAUGCAGCGAUGCCUGCGUUGCAAGGAGCGCUGGUUCGUGGGCAGCAAUACAAGUAUCGUGGAUUUGGACAUUGUUAUCCUCCGCCCACGUGGAUCUGAGAAUGCUGAACAGAUGGACCGACAAUUCCGCAACCGCUUCCGAGUCCGCCGAGCAGCAGUCGAGACAUGGCUCAGAUUCCUCGCCGACAACCACCCUGGCUAUCGGAGUUUCACCUGGAACUACGACAACCUCUCCCAGUUGCCAGAGGACGGCAACGUCUUUGAUCAGCUGAAUAUCCACGAGGUCGAGGAGUGUGAAGGGUUGCCUGCAGAUUCUGGCCCUGUUGAAGCGCCGGAAGAGGACGGAGAGGCUGUUGACGAAGCUGCGGUGCCCAAUGUGCUAGUCCACGACUCAGAAUUGAACCAGCUGCAAGAGCGAGUCGACCGUGGGGCUGCCGAAGUCAAUGCCGCCAAUGAGCAAGUGCCCCUACAUCCCGUUGAGCCUCAGGCUGCUCAUCAGCUGAAGAUGCCUUCCAUCCGACGUACUCCUCUUGACGAGUUCAACCAAACGCAUGCUCUGCUCUCACUAGCUUGCCCGACCCUGUUUCCUCGAGUGGUUGCGGACUUCGUUGAACCUAGACAGCGCAAGAUCUCCUACCAGGAUUACAUCCAGCAUGCCAUGAACUGGGAAGAUGGCCGAUUCGCUAAACAUCACAGCUUCCGAUUCAUCGCGCUAAACACUCUGAUGAGGCAGCAGCAAGGGAGGUGGGAUAAGAAGCUCGAGUGA